Messenger RNA from Anthostomella pinea, 1236 nucleotides. The record is from the annotation of a GenBank genome assembly. Lineage: Eukaryota; Fungi; Ascomycota; Sordariomycetes; Xylariales; Xylariaceae.
AUGGCUCAUUUCCAGGCCCAUUCUCUACGGCAGACUCUCGAUAGCCUAAUGGAUGCUUCAGUCGGCUCGCUUGGUUCUGGUAACCCACCACCUACCAUGCUUGCGAAGAAGAACCGCCUUAGCCGCCUGAAGAACAAGCUCUCGGUCUUCAGUAAGCCGAAGAAGCAGCACACGUAUGUUGAAACGCGCCCAUGCUCGCCCCCUCCUCCGCUGGGACAGACCGAUGGAUGUUACGAGAACAGCCGCACCGAGCUUCUCGGAGCCCACCACGAUACCGAUUUCGAUGACAUCGGGUCCGACGAUGGUGAUUCUACCUAUCAGGACGCUGUGCCAGCUAUUGCGAACGACUGGGAGCAGUUUGCAAAGGAUAUUGCGUUCUACUGUAAUUACGAGCCUGAGGAAGCGAGCGCUUUUGUAGUUGAGCAGCUAGCGGCCGCAAUGAGCAGCAGCAUGAAGGGCGACGAUACCGACCACGAGGAACUUCUCCUCGCGUGUACUGAUGUACCGGCCGUCCCGAACAACAGUCGCGGAGAGUCAACCGUGUCCAUCGGCAUGCUCAAUGACACAAUCAGCAGCAUGAAGGGCGAUGAUACCGACCACGAUGAAAUUCUCAUCGCAUGCACUACUGUGCCGGCCGUCCCAAAUAAGAGUCGCAGAGUCGACACCUUCAGCGAUGACGAUGACGAUGCAGACUAUGAGAGCGAUAAGUGGUCUGUCAUUUCCAUGGAUACCCCUGACGUUGUCAGCAUCGACAACGACGAGGUGCUGUUGAUCAAGCGUCAGGAGGCUAAGGCAAUGUCUGUGGUCCCAGAUAUGCACACGGUCAAUGCAAAGCUGUCCGCGCAGGUCGACAAUGGUCAGGUCGGCAAUGCUCGGGUCGACAAUGCUCAGAGAGAGGAUUACGAUCAGGACAUGGAUAGUAGCGACAAGUCCGUCGUUUCUAUCGACUCCGCUGUCGCAGUCAGUGACUGCAGCGACGACAACGACGAUUACGGUAACGACACAUACAACGUGAUGCCGUCGAGCAAGCUUCGGAAGCUCGACGAGUUGUCUUGUGUUCCCGAUCUGGACCAAGUCAACGCAAAGCUAUGUGCUCAUGUUAGCGAUGCUUAUGCGGUUACCCCUGGCCGUGCCUAUAUGAAAGUUCAUCCGCGCUACGCUGCGAAGCACGACCAAGAUCCAAUCUGGAGAAUUGCCGACGGUUUUGGUGCCUUAGCUGUGCUGGCUCUCGCCUGA